Molecule: messenger RNA, 2279 nt
Organism: Somion occarium
Lineage: Eukaryota; Fungi; Basidiomycota; Agaricomycetes; Polyporales; Cerrenaceae
Source: the annotation of a GenBank genome assembly
GUUUUCUUACUUCACCCUCAUUCUAUUACUUACGCUUAUCAUGCAGUUCUAACCAUUAGCUUGCAUUUAUAUCGCAGUCAUGACAUCCGUAUGUCAUCCAUCAUGAUCCGUCUCGAUCAAUCUCGACUGUGUGAGACGAUGCAUAACUUAUACCCACCACUUUCUCUGCUCUCUAACCUUAAGCUUCUUUCUUCCCUGUACUAUUGGCAGUAGCAUGGCUGGACCGCCUUCCGACCUAUAACAUCCGCCCUUAUCCCUAUGUGCGCUAUUCUGCUUUUUGUUUCAUCCAUUUAUAACUCCAUUUGUUGUUCUUCCCCCAACUUGUUCUUCUGAAUGACGUAUUUGAGUUCAACACCUGUCCACACUCGGUUCUUCGUCGCAUCUGACACCCAUGCAACCUCCUUAAUGGCUAUAUUCUGCGGACAACAAUCCGUACUGCCCGUCAUUGACGAAACGUUACAACACAUGGCACCUUCUUAAUUCCGCGGCGAGUUUAUUAGUUUUCGUGUUUCAGUCUAUUACAAUAGGUUUGUUGAUGAUCGAGAAGGAAGUAAGUUACACAUGCGACGGGCUUACAUUAUUCGUACCGAACGAACGCAUCCCUGGCAAGACAUGAAACGUUCAUCUGGUAAGACAUAAGAAGCUCAGAUGAAUGCCUAUAAACAGCACGUUACGCCCCACAUCCUCUUCAGCUACAUCGCAUUGCCACACAAUGACCGAGAACAGUGACCUACCAUUUACUUCUCUCCUCAUAGAUGGCCAAUACUAUCCCGCAAGCUCUGCUAAAUCCUUCUCAGUCCGCAACCCGUACACAAACAACAUCGUCGGCUAUGCAGCUUCUGCCACCUCACAGGACUGCACCAAUGCGUUAACCUCUGCAGGCCGAGCUUUUCCCUCAUGGGAGGCCACACCUCACUCUCAACGUCGUGACAUCUUCCUUAAAGCCGCCGACUUGGUUUCGACGACCCGGUACAAAGAGAAGAUUACGAAGGCAAUGAGGGAGGAAACCGCGGCUACAGAUUCAAUGGUGUUCAUGAAUAUUCGGAGAGUGGGGGAACAGUUGAAGGACGCGGCGGGGUUAGUUAGCGGACUGAAGGGUGAGACGUUCGCGAGUGCUCUUCCUGAGGGGUACGUCGUUGUGCAGAGAAGAGCUAUGGGUGUCAUAUUUGCUAUAUCGCCUUGGAACGUGCCUGUAAUACUCACCAUACGAGCGGUAGCGGUGCCUAUAAUUUGCGGCAACACCGUGGUAUUGAAGUGUUCCGAAAAGAGUCCACGAUCCCAAAGCAUCGUAGCAGAACUCCUGAAAGAGGCUGGACUUCCUCCUGGCGUACUGAACUUCGUCUCCAUGGACAGACAAGAUGCACCUGAACUGACCGCAGAGAUUAUUGCCCAUCCUCUGGUUCGCAAAAUCAAUUUCACAGGAAGCGAUGGAGUUGGGAAGAUCAUCGCAGCGGAAGCUGCCAAGUACCUCAAACCAUGUGUGUUUGAGCUGGGCGGGAAAGCACCCGUAGUGGUCCUCGAUGACGCAGACAUGGAGAAAGCCGCGCGCGCCAUUGCCUCAUCCACAGUCCUUCAUUCCGGCCAACUAUGCAUGUCAACUGAACGAGUGAUCAUCCAACGACAGAUUUCCACUAUCCUCAUACCUGCUCUAAUCAAACUCCUCUCUUCAGUGAAAGCCGGAGACCCGUUGACCGAUCGCGAGGCAAAGCUGUCUGCUCUGUUCACGGAGGACAGCGCCCGGAACGUGAUAAGUAUGAUCGAAGAGGCAAACGCUGCCGGUGCGACAGUUUUGCUAGGUGACGUGAAGAGGGACGGUGCUGUUGUUCAGCCACACAUCCUUAACGGGGUGAAGCCUGGCAUGAGAUUGUGGGAUAAAGAGUGUUUCGGGCCAGUCAUUGUGAUCGCUGUCGCAGAUACGUUGGACGAGAUUGUUGAUCUGGCCAACGCGUCAUCCUACUCACUGAUGGCAGGAUUAUGGACCAGAGAUGUAAAUGUGGCAUUGGGCGUAGCGGCGCGAAUUCGAGCAGGAUGUACGAACAUCAACGGACCAACGGUGCAUGUUGAACCCCAGCGAGGAUAUGCAGGACUUGGAGGUGCCUCGGGUUAUGGACAUUUCGACGUUGACAACUUUACCGAUGCCCGGAUGGUCGUCGUGCACCCGUCAGAGGAGAGGGCCUAUCCUGUGGUAGGAUAGAGACUGUUAAUAAAGUGACUGUAGAUGAAGGUCCUGUGAAGGAACAUUGUUCCAUAGAGCGUGGCUGUGCAAGUCUAGUGAGAGA